Molecule: messenger RNA, 1573 nt
Organism: Hibiscus syriacus
Lineage: Eukaryota; Viridiplantae; Streptophyta; Magnoliopsida; Malvales; Malvaceae
Exons: 6
Coding region: 73-1461 (462 amino acids)
Cellular component (GO): chloroplast thylakoid membrane; chloroplast envelope
Source: RefSeq, a predicted model, not a curated record
UUGCCUGUCUAAAACCUUAUUCCAGAACCCUCCCAAAACCUUCAUAAAUUUCUCCCCGUUAAUCUUUUUUCCAUGGAAUUGGCUUGUUCAAGUUUUCAAGCUUUUUCCAUUUUUCCAGUGAGUUCAAAAUAUUCUAAUGCUUCAAGUUAUGGAUCUUCUUUAGCUUUAUUUUCUUCCGGUAAAAGUUCAAAUUCAUAUCGGAUUCGUUGUUCUUCUUCAAACUUAUCAAGUUUUCCUGCAUUGGGUGUUAAUCAGGUGAGAUGGAGGCGGCAGUUUUCUCUUGCUGCUUCUGUUGGUGAUAAAACUGUGGUGUCAGAUAAUUGUGAUGAAAAGAAGGUUUCAGGCCCGGAUUCUUCCGAGUCCUUGCCUAUCAGUGAAGAGGUCACCAGAGAUGGGGAAAGUGAGAGUGAUAAAAUUAGUGUUGAGGGGUCGGAUGUCAAUAAAAUGAUCAGAGUUUGUGACAAGUUAAUUGAGGUUUUCUUGGUUGACAAGCCCACACCAAUGGAUUGGAGAAGAUUAAUUGCUUUUAGUAAGGUAUGGAACAACAUCCGGCUUCAUUUCUUUCAACGUUGUCAGGAUCGAGCUUACAUUGAAGGUGAUCCUGGAAUGAAGCAUAAGCUUCUUCGACUUGGAAGGAAAUUGAAAGAGAUUGAUGAAGAUAUGCAAAGACACAAUGAACUUCUUGAAGUGAUAAAGUCUGCUCCAUCGGAGAUUAAUGAAAUUGUUGCUAGACGUCGUAAAGAUUUUACGAAAGAAUUCUUUGUGCAUAUCCAUACUGUAGCAGAAUCAUAUUAUGACAAUCCAACUGAACAAAAUGCUCUGGCAAAGCUUGGGAAUACUUGCUUGGCUGCUGUACAAGCUUAUGAUACUACAGCUGAAAACAUUGAGGCAAUCAAUGCAGCAGAGUUGAAGUUCCACGAUAUUAUCAAUUCCCCUUCUCUAGAUGUUGCUUGCCGAAAGAUUGAUAGUUUGGCUGAGAAAAAUCAACUUGAUUCAGCAUUAGUGCUAAUGAUCACUAAAGCUUGGUCAGCUGCCAAUGAAUCUAACAUGACAAAAGAUGAGGUAAAAGACAUAUUGUACCACUUGUAUAUGACUGCUAGAGGUAACCUACAGCGGCUUCUACCGAAAGAGAUUAGGAUUGUAAAGUAUCUUCUUACAAUUGAGGAUCCUGAGGAGCGACUGUGUGCACUGAAUGAUGCGUUUACACCUGGAGAAGAACUUGAAGAGAAGGACGUGGACAACCUUUACACAACUCCGGAGAAGCUGCAUACCAUGAUGAGAGCGGUGGUGGAUGCUUAUAAUUUCAGCCAAGAAGGCACUCUCUUAAGGGAAGCUAGAGAUUUGAUGAAUCCAAAGAUAAUCCAAAAGUUGGAGGAGUUGAUAAAGAUCGUGGAGAAAAAUUCAUGUGACAUCGAGUUAAGUCGUACUUUCAAUAGCUUUACAUAUAUUUCUUUGUCCUGAAAUGAUUAUCUUUAAUGCCUGACUUGCUUGAUAAUCUAAAUACAUGAGUGAUAGCUCUGAAUUUUGGGUUAACUUUUCUGCAAGAUAGAAUGAAUUAGAUCAAAUAGUUCAU